Messenger RNA from Triticum turgidum subsp. durum (durum wheat), 1005 nucleotides. The record is from the annotation of a GenBank genome assembly. Lineage: Eukaryota; Viridiplantae; Streptophyta; Magnoliopsida; Poales; Poaceae.
AUGGCGACGAACGAGAGAACCGUCGCGUCCGUCGACCCCGACGUCGCGCUCGCCUACAGGUUCCCCGAGGUCUCCUUCGCCUACGACGAGAGGUGCGUGCGGACCUCAGCUCCACGCCGUACGUGCUCACGCCGUCUCCGUGCUCCCUGCAGGGACGUGGCGCUCUACGCGCUCGGCGUGGGGGCCUGCGGCGCGGACGCCGUCGACGACAAGGAGCUCCACCUCGUGCACCACAGGGACAGCCAGCGCCACAUCAAGGUGCUUCCUACCUUUGUUUCUUUAUUUCCUAACAAGAACAGCAAUGGGCGUGGAAUUGUUAAUGUGCCUGGCAUUCACUUCGAUGAAAGCCUUCUAUUGCACGGUCAACAAUACAUAGAGAUCUACAAGCCAAUUCCUUCAUGUGCCAGUGUUGUAAACAAGGUUAAGGUAGCUGGUUUGCACGACAAAGGGAAAGCAACAAUUCUUGAGAUUGAAACUACGACCAGUCUCAAGGAUUCUGGCGAAGUGUUAUGUAUGAACAGGAGCACUAUUUUCUUGCGUGGUGCGGGAGGUUUUUCGGACUCUUCCAGGCCAUACUCGUAUACAACUUAUCCUGCCAACCAGAUUUCUCGCAUUUCUAUUCCAAAUUCUGCACCUUCCGCAGUGCAUGAAGACCAGACACAACAAUCCCAGGCACUCUUAUACAGGUUAUCUGGGGAUUAUAAUCCUUUGCAUUCAGACCCUAUGGUUGCACAGAUUGCAGGAUUCACUCGUCCAAUACUGCACGGCCUCUGCACUCUGGGGUUCGCGGCCAGGGCAGUCAUCAAGUCUUUCUGCAACGGGGACCCAGCAGCGGUGCGGAACAUCUUCGGCCGGUUCCUGCUGCACGUCUACCCCGGCGAGACGCUGGUCACCGAGAUGUGGGUCGACGGCCAGAGGGUGCAGUACCAGACCAAGGCGAAAGAGCGUGACCGCGCCGUGCUUUCCGGAUACGUGCUGCUCAAACACAUCCCCUCAUCAUUGUAA